This is a messenger RNA of Onychostruthus taczanowskii (white-rumped snowfinch), 1401 nucleotides long. It is a transcript of the gene ATP6V1C2, whose product is annotated as ATPase H+ transporting V1 subunit C2. The record is from RefSeq and is a predicted model, not a curated record. Gene Ontology annotation, molecular function: proton-transporting ATPase activity, rotational mechanism. Lineage: Eukaryota; Metazoa; Chordata; Aves; Passeriformes; Passeridae. Gene Ontology annotation, biological process: proton transmembrane transport. Gene Ontology annotation, cellular component: vacuolar proton-transporting V-type ATPase, V1 domain; lysosomal membrane. The transcript is spliced from 14 exons. Bases 140 to 1318 code for a protein of 392 amino acids.
CGGGCGCGGGGAGCGGCAGGCACGGCAGGGGCAGGAGAGGCAGCGGGCCGGGAAGAGCUCCUUUUGUGUGGUGCUCUUUUAGCCAUUUACCUGCUUUGAGUAUCUACAGUGACCCGCAGUGAAGGGAAAAUAUUAGAUCAUGUCGGAGUUCUGGCUAAUUUCUGCUCCAGGAGACAAAACAAAUCUGCAGGCGUGGGAGAGAAUGAACACUGUGACAUCUAAAUCCAACCUGUCCAGCAACAGUAAAUUCCAUAUUCCAGACUUAAAGGUGGGGACACUGGAUGCUCUUGUUGGUCUGUCAGAUGAGUUGGGAAAACUUGAUAGCUUUGCUGAAAGCGUAAUAAAGAAAAUAGCACAGUACAUAGGAGAAGUAAUGGAGGACUCAAAAGAUAAAGUCCAGGAAAAUCUUCUGGCCAAUGGAGGGCUAAAGGAUAAAAUGAAAUGUCUCCAAAUUGACCUAAUUAGCUACUUGACACGGUUUGAGUGGGACAUGGCCAAAUACCCCAUAAAGCAGCCACUGAAGAAUAUAUCAGAAGCAUUAGCAAAGCAAGUGACUCAAAUAGAAACAGACCUGAAAACCCGAUCAGCUGCGUACAACAACAUUAAAGGAAAUUUGCAAAGCCUGGAGAAGAAAACUAUGGGAAAUCUGCUGACCCGGACCCUGGCAGACAUUGUGCACAAAGAAGACUUUGUUCUGAAUUCCGAGUAUCUUAUCACGCUGCUCGUCGUGGUGCCAAAGUCAAGCUACGUACAGUGGCAGAAGACCUAUGAAUCACUCUCAGAUAUGGUAGUACCUCGCUCCACCAAAAUGAUUGCUGAGGAUGCAGAGGGAGGACUCUUCACUGUGACCCUGUUUAGAAAAGUGAUGGAUGACUUUAAAGCCAAAGCCAGGGAGAACAGGUUCAUGGUUCGAGAAUUUUAUUAUGAUGAGAAGGAACUGAAAUGUGAAAAGGAAGAGCUGAUGAAAUUAGCUUCUGACAAGAAACAACAAUAUGGCCCCUUACUGCGCUGGCUGAAGGUGAACUUCAGUGAAGCAUUUGUGGCUUGGAUUCACGUGAAAGCCUUGAGAGUUUUUGUUGAAUCUGUCCUGAGGUAUGGCCUCCCUGUGAAUUUCCAAGCAAUGCUGCUGCAGCCAAACAGGAAGUCUGUGAAGCGCCUGAGAGACGUCCUGAACGUGGUCUUCAAACACCUGGAUGAAGUUGCAGCAGCAAGUAUAAUGGAUCCUGGCAUGGACAUCCCUGGCUUACAACUGAGUAAUCAAGAAUACUAUCCUUAUGUCUAUUUCAAGAUUGACCUCAGUCUUCUUGACUGCAGUUAAAGAAGAAUUGCUCAAGCUUCAUCUAUUAAUUUUCAAGACUGUCAUGUUACUGUAAAACAAUCUUUAGCUGCUGAAAGUCAAAU